Daphnia magna is the source of this 1297-nucleotide messenger RNA. Its product is annotated as ras-like GTP-binding protein RhoL. Lineage: Eukaryota; Metazoa; Arthropoda; Branchiopoda; Diplostraca; Daphniidae. The transcript has 5 exons. Gene Ontology annotation, molecular function: GTPase activity; GTP binding. Gene Ontology annotation, biological process: small GTPase-mediated signal transduction. The coding region runs from base 598 to 1152 and encodes 184 amino acids. The record is from RefSeq and is a predicted model, not a curated record.
CCUAUAGUAUCAACCCGAAGAAUGCCCAGUAGGAUCGAAUUUAACAUUUCUUGUUUUGCAUUGUUAGCCCAUCAACUUUUGAAACCAAAUUCAUUUUCACGAGAAAGCCUGGUGUGAUAUUACAUCGGGGAAUACGCAUUCUAUGUCAAUGACGGUGUGUUAUAUGACAAGCUCCACCCGCUUUACCUAACUUCGCCCUUGGGUGAACCGUUUGCUUCAUCAAACAUCCUGCUUCGUCAUACACAAUGAUACAUGGUGGUUUUGCUUAUCAAAUAGUGCUUAUCUCAACAUUCCGCCUCCCGCCUCAUUGAUGCGCCCAUAUCCCUUCACAGUUCGCCGUUGUGAGACGUUAACGACAUUUAAAGUGUGUUUCUCUCUGACGUCUAAAGACUAAACGUUAGAUUUUUUUUUCUGGCUUUUCUUUUUGACUCUGCCAUAAGCACGCCAAUUCGGAAAGGCGUAAAGUACCGUUGUGGUUUUUUGUCAUACCAAACAAUCUUUUCCGUCCGGAUUUUCUUGCGCUUUGUUUAAUGUGAGUGUUUAACUGGUAAACCCCUGAUCCGGUUUCAACGACAGUAACUCUCAGUUUUGACGACGAUGAACCGGGAUCGGCCAUUAAAGAUAACAGUUGUCGGUGACGGUACUGUGGGCAAAACUUGCAUUCUCAUUGUAUACACCAAGAAUAUAUUCCCUGUGCAAUAUGUUCCAACUGUAUUCGACAACUUUUCGGACACCAUUGAAGUAGACGGAAAAUCGUACAAUGUUUCUCUUUGGGAUACUGCUGGCCAGGAAGACUACGAAAGACUGCGCAUUCUCUCCUAUCCUAAUACCGACGUGUUCCUAUUGUGCUACGCUGUCAAUAAUCGGACGUCAUUUAACCAUGUCUCAACCAAAUGGGUCCCAGAAUUGAGGCAUCACUGUCCUCAUGCACCCAUCGUUGUUGUUGGAGCAAAAAUGGAUGUCCGGAAAGAGGAAUCGACUAACGAGGACUGUGUUUCUUAUGCUGAAGGUCUCAAGAUGAGCAAGAAAAUUGGCGUGUUCCUCGAGUGCUCCGCCAAAACGGGGGAGAAUUUGAGACUGGUCUUCCAACAGGCCGUUCGGGCAGCUCUAAACAAACCAAAACCUAAAAUGAGAAAUUGCAGUCUGCUCUAAUCCGACGAUGUGCAGGCGAAAUAACAGACAAAUUCACGCAGAGUUAACCGGUCAAAUAAUAGAUAAAUAUAUUUCAAUUCCAAAUUUGUCCAACUUUUUGUGGCACUCUCUGAUUGACUUUGCAUUACAGUUGUUAAGAAAAAUU